AAACAAGGACAGUAUGCCCGGCCUUCCGAUAGAACCGCCAAUGGUGGCUACUAAUUUAUCUUCCUUGUUUUUGAAGCUUUAAGACAGAAGCAUCAUUUAUUGUUUUAAGUUCGCGAAGAGUGCACAAGGUGGAAACAUAAGGAUUAUCCGAAUUACUCGACUGAAUCAAUUAAGAAGAAGAAAAAAUGUGUCAAGUGUACGUUGCAUCUGCAAUAUUAAUUCUCGCGAUUGUUGAUUGCGGUUUUGCACUGCAAUGUUGGGAUUGUAAGUCUGAAUUCGAUGUUACAUGCAGAGAUUACUUCAACGUUUCAAGGAUAGAAGAAAACAACAGAAUUUAUGAAAACUUUAAUUUCCAACAAAGUAAUAGCAGACAAUUUUCAAUUGGUAACAGAAACAAUCCUCGAAAAAUACAUUGUGAUGGAAGUUACGUCAAUAGUUAUAAUCAAAAAACCGUCUGCUUAAAGACAGUGUCCAGAGGUUUUUCCGGCAGUGGUUCCAAUGCAGAAAUUCCAAAUGUUCACAGGGAAUGCCGCAUUGUUUCAAAGAGUCUCGCAGCAGGAGAGUGUCCCGAUGAACUGAAAAACGACAGAAGCAGAACUAUCGAUUACUGUGUUACCUGUGAAACUGAUGGUUGCAAUCUAGCGACAGGAAUCAAGUCAAAUAUUGUGUUAGCAUCAGUACCUUUACUAUUGUUAGCUUUGUUACAAAAGUAGAUUAUAAAUAAUAAAAUCUUCACUCUGAUAAAAAUGACAAUUUUAGAAAUUAGAUAGAUCUGAUUGAAUGGUAUAAAUCUCCUUCAUAGAAGCAACUUUAUAGAUAUUUUUGUAUAUUUAGGAUUUUUUAUGAAUUUGUAUAAAGUAAUUUAUCUAAAUAUAUGUAUAGUAAUAUAAUUAAAUCACAUUCUGUACAAAUUAAUUUAAAUAAAUAAUACAAUUUA
Messenger RNA from Diabrotica virgifera virgifera (western corn rootworm), 937 nucleotides. RefSeq lists its product as uncharacterized. NCBI's taxonomy places the organism in Eukaryota, Metazoa, Arthropoda, Insecta, Coleoptera, Chrysomelidae. The coding region runs from base 186 to 713 and encodes 175 amino acids. The transcript has 3 exons. The record is from RefSeq and is a predicted model, not a curated record.